UAUGGAUGCUCAUUUCCUUGAAAGUGACAGUGAUCAGGAAGAGGAAUCAAAGAAAUCGGUAACAGAGGAAGAAGAGGAACUUUCUUUAGAAAAGAAGAAGAAUCUUGAGAUCUUGAAAACUCUUCUACAUAUUGAUGUAGACCCUCCCAAACGUAGGAAGCUAGCUGCAGAAAGCCAGAAAUUCAGAGAUAUGAAUACCUUACGCUAUGACCCUACAAGGCAAGAUCAUGCAGUAUUUGAAAAAAAGCCAGCUAAUACUGAAAAAGAGAGUAAAGCUAAAAAGAAGAAGAAGAAAGAAGAAGCUCAGAAACUGCCUGAGGUGUCUAAAGAUACAUUUUACAAUGUCGCCGUGGACUUAAAAGAAGCACUUGGAUCUACAAAACAGGAUGAAAAAACAGAAAUAAUAUCAUGGGACCAGCAUGAUGAUGCUGAACAAACCCCUUCAACUGAUAUACCAAAAUUCAGUGAUGAAAGACAAGAUGGAAACGGGGGUUUUACCUUUUCCUUUUUUGGUGAUGAAGUGGCGAGAUCACCUAUUAAAGAAGAUCCGUACGUAAUUGAAAUACUAAAACCUUCACGAGUAGCCUGGCAAGAAGAUCCCCGUUUUGAAGAUAGUAGUUCCGAAGAUGAAGAAUUAGAAGCAGCUGAAGUAAAAGAUGUCAAAGAAAGUUCUCCAGCUGAACCACAUUCAAAUAUUAGAUUUUUCUUCUUCUCACAAGAUGAUGACAGAUUAAAAGAGGGCCCCAAGCUAUUCUAUAAGGCUUCAGAUCUUGAUGAAGAAGCAGAGGAUUGGGAAAGCAGGCGCCAAAUAUUGCUUGAGGAUUGUCGGAAGAAACAUAAGGAUGCAAGAAGGAAAGUUAAAACUAAACAUUAACUAUAACAGUUCUGCUAAAGAAGAAAGAUUCAGAAUGUUGAAUAUACUUGGACUGAAUCCUGGGAUAAUGGAAACCGUUGAGAAAACACAUCUACGAAUAGCUUGGAAGUAUAAAUUAGUGAUGAAGAAACAACUUUGUGAAAUCAGAAUAGAUUUGUAGUUCUGAUGUCUCUAAUGCUUACAUUUCCAUUAUACAGUAUGAACAUAUUUUUAUUAAAAUUCUAAAUUAUGAUAGGCAAUGAUCUUCACAAUUAGCAUUUAUACUUAUUGCCUGUCUUUUAUAAUCCUCAUGUCAUUUUGAAAGACAACAUUUAGGAUUUCAUAUGCACAUAGGUUCUUUGUCACAAAAAAAAGCAACAUUUGAUGGAGAUUAAUAUAAUUUGUUCUCUUAUCUAGCCAAGGUUAGGUGUAAAACAAGCAAGGAUCAAUUGUAAUGAAGUGCAAAAGUGACAAAAGGCAAGCAGUUUUUGUGUACAGAACUAUAUUUACCAAAUAUAGUCAGUUUAAAUUGUACAAAAGUAUGUUGUUAUCUAUGUUAAUAUAAGAUUAUUUUUGUACCUUGAAAGAUUGAAUCCAGGCCAUUGGGAAAGGAGGAGUUGGAAAAAUUAGAUUCUUGGAAGUUCCUUUCAUAAGCAUUUUGUAGUGAUACACAUAAUACAUGCCUGGAUGAUUUUAAUAUAAUAAAAAGUUAGAUGAUUGAAAAAUAAAACUGCAAAUUGCAUUGUUUCUAUUUGAAAAUGGUAUCCAAAGUAUAGAAUAUGUAACUGAUUGAUCACUCUUAUGGAAUACAAAUAUUUCUGAAUUUUAGUCUCUUUGUAGAAUGUUGCUUUUGGAUAGAGAAUCAUCAAGCAUUGUAGGCUUCUUUUCCUCCAACUUGUAAGAUAGAUAUAAAUUGCCAUAUUCUUGCUUUUCACUACAGUAAUGAUGAUAUGUUUAAAGACUUCACUAAAAGAGCCAUCUGAGGCACAGGAGAAGAAAUAUUGAAAGUAAAGAAUAUUUGAAGAAACUGACUUGAAGGCUAGAGACUGUGAACUGCUUAAACUGCUUAGAAAAGAAUGGGUUUUCUAUAAACUAGGAAUCCAGGAAUCAAUCUUUAAGUUUAAAACAUAGGAUUAAUAAAUGCUAUAUUUUCA
Molecule: messenger RNA, 2007 nt
Organism: Protobothrops mucrosquamatus (brown spotted pit viper)
Lineage: Eukaryota; Metazoa; Chordata; Lepidosauria; Squamata; Viperidae
Product: nucleolar protein 8
Exons: 8
Coding region: 2-874 (290 amino acids)
Molecular function (GO): RNA binding
Source: RefSeq, a predicted model, not a curated record